Molecule: messenger RNA, 1124 nt
Organism: Nothoprocta perdicaria
Lineage: Eukaryota; Metazoa; Chordata; Aves; Tinamiformes; Tinamidae
Gene: SLC31A2
Product: solute carrier family 31 member 2
Exons: 3
Coding region: 21-596 (191 amino acids)
Biological process (GO): copper ion transmembrane transport
Cellular component (GO): membrane
Molecular function (GO): copper ion transmembrane transporter activity
Source: RefSeq, a predicted model, not a curated record
UGGCCUGCAGACCCCUGCCCAUGGGGUGGGCAGCACAGCAGUGGACGAGCAGCCUCCCCCUCUACUCAGAAAAGCUGCUGUCCCCAACCUGCUGCCCCUCUUGCUCGCUGUGCAUGGCGAGAGCUCCUCCAUCACCCAGAGCCUCCUGCCRAGUGUGCCCGUUUCCCAAUCUCUUCCAGAUGACCUUCUUCUUCUCKGACAAGGUGGUGCUGCUCUUUGACUUCUGGAGCGUCCACAGCCCUGCAGGGAUGGUGCUCUCGGUGUUGGUCAUCCUGCUGCUCUCCAUGCUCUACGAAACGGUGAAGAUCGGCAAGGCCAAGGUGCUGCGCCGGGCGGUGCUGGCCAUCCCGCGCAGCCUCAGCCACRACGUCUUGCUGGAGCAGGAUGGGGAUGGCAGUGUGGGGCAUCACGAUGCCGCGCAGGGCAGGUGGUUCCUGUUCCACGUCAGCCAGACCCUGCUCCACGUGGUGCAGGUGGUGGUGGGUUACAUGGUGAUGCUGGCCGUCAUGUCCUACAAUGCCUGGAUCUUCCUCGGCGUGGUUGUGGGCUCCGCGCUUGGUUAUUUCGUGGUGUUCCCGCUGCUCAACGUGGGCUAGACGGGCCAGGGGCCAUCCCCAUGGCCCCGCAGGGGCCACAGCCCUUGUGCUGGCUGCGUGGCUGGAAAUGCUGAAGCACAUGGUCAAGGCCUCCACCGCGACACGUGAGCUGAGGUCAAGAGGAAACGUGCCGCCCAGUCUUCUGCUUUUCUUGCAUAGCUGCUGUCACUUCUGCUGGCUCUGUCCUUGCCCUUUGCCGUGCGGGCAGCAGCCCCGGGACCUCCUGCAGUCCCUUGCUGCUGGCAGGAUUGAGGUGGGGAUGGAGACUGGGUGAAAAAGCCCCCGCCAAGCUGCCCACCGCUGGGCUGCUGCAUGGCUCCGCUGCUUCCCCACCUGCCAUGCUGUCCUUGGCCGUGUGGCCAUCCCCGUGUUGGGGAUCUGCAGCUGUGGGACAGAGGGAGCAGGUUGAGCAGGCACCGAGUCUGGCUGGGAGAGCUGGGCAUCACCCUGCCCGCCCUCUCCUGAGGGGUUAUGUUGUGGCCAGCUCUUGCAUGCUCAAUUCAUCCUUAUGCUCAGGGAAUAAAAAGC